AUGCCUCUUGGACCAGCGCCUUUGUGCUGUGAAGGUCUUGCGGAAGUCAGGACCAUCUACCAGCCUUUUGCUGAGGACGAGGCACUUCUGCGAAAAGAACUGGAGAACUUGGCGGCUUUGCCUGCGCAUCCGAACCUGAUUCGGUACUACACAUCCUUCUUAGAUGAGAGAGGUAUUCUGCACAUCGUCACAGAGUACAUUCAUGCUGCGAAGCUUUACAAAUUGAUCAACAAUUCUGCCGUUGAGCCAUGCCCUCGGGAAAGUGUGUGGCACUGGUUCUUGCAGCUGUUCAAAGGCCUGGCAUGCAUCCACUCCAUCGGAAUGACCCAUCGAGAUCUCCAUGCUGAAAACAUCCUCGUCACAGUUGAUAGCAAGGGUGUUGCCCAGACUUGCCCAGACUCUUUGAAAAUCAUCGACGUCGGAUUGGCCAAGAUCUACAAAACACUGGAGCCAGCUGUCAUGUCUGUAGCUGGUGUCGGCCCAGCAUGGUAUUUCUCACCAGAAAGGCGUCGAGGAGAAGCUUUCGACAGCCUGGAUGACGUCUGGGCUGCUGGAUGCAUGUUGGCAGAGAUGCUCAUCUGCAGGGGCCCUUACAUCCAGCAGCACCCGGACCAUGGGCCCCAUGGCAUUGACUUCUCUUUGAAGCCUGCUGCGAUACAGGAGCUGCUGCGUCUCUGCAGUCAGACAUCCUCCAUGGGUGCCUUGGCGCGGCUGGCAGAAGCCCCAGGGUUCCUUCUCACCCCGAGGCCGCAGCGGUUCACAGCACAGCAGACUGUGGGAGAGCUGGAAGAGCUGGAAAAGACUGCAGUGUGCCAGGAUCUCUCUAUCUAA
This is a messenger RNA of Symbiodinium sp. CCMP2592, 831 nucleotides long. The record is from the annotation of a GenBank genome assembly. NCBI's taxonomy places the organism in Eukaryota, Dinophyceae, Suessiales, Symbiodiniaceae.